GAAUUACAGUGUGUGUACUCUCACAUCUACAAUGGCAGAAGUUGCUCCAGCACCCGCCCCUGCGCCGGCUAAAUCCCCGAAGAAGAAGGCACCCAGACCGAAGAAAACUGGUCCCAGCGUUGGUGAACUCGUCGUCAAGGCUAUUUCUGCUUCGAAAGAGAAGAAAGGGAUUUCCCUUGCUGCGCUGAAGAAGGCUUUGGUGGCUGGUGGAUACGAUGUGGAGAAGAACAACACUCGUGUGAAGGUGGCCAUCAAGAGUCUCGUUACCAAGGGAACGCUGGUUCAGACCAAAGGAACUGGCGCCUCCGGCUCCUUCAAGCUGAACAAGAAACAGGCAGAGGAGAAGAAGAAGCCCGUUAAGAAGGUAGCACCCAAAGCCAAGAAGCCAGCAGCGAAGAAACCGGUUGCUGCAAAGAAGCCCAAGAAGGCAGUGGCUAAGAAACCUGCAGCUGCCAAAAAGUCACCGAAGAAAGUGAAGAAACCCGCAGCGCUCAAAAAGGUCACAAAGAGCCCCAAGAAGGCAAAGAAGCCCGUGGCAGCUAAGGCAACCAAGAGCCCUAAAAAGGUUAAGGCAGCCAAACCCAAGGUUGCGAAGCCUAAAACAGUUAAACCGAAGAAGGCAGCUCCCAAGAAGAAGUAAAUCUUCCAAAUGUAUGCUCCUUUCUGAAUCCCAAAGGCUCUUUUUAGAGCCACCCAGCCAUAUCAUUUAAAUGCAUAUUCUAAGGUAUUACUAU
Messenger RNA from Clupea harengus (Atlantic herring), 734 nucleotides. RefSeq names its product histone H1-like. The coding region runs from base 32 to 640 and encodes 202 amino acids. The transcript has a single exon. The record is from RefSeq and is a predicted model, not a curated record. Lineage: Eukaryota; Metazoa; Chordata; Actinopteri; Clupeiformes; Clupeidae.